ACGACCGAACAAGUCCCUUGCCUCUUCGCAAAUUUAACAAUUCCCCUUCCGCUAUAUCUCUCUCCGCCGUCUCUCCCAAUUCUCCGGCGAUGAACCUAUGUGCAAACGACGUUGUAUCCUCCGAACUUCCUCCUUCUCCGACCUCCUCCUCCUCCUUAUCCAUCGACGUCGAUGAGUCGUCUGAAGCUCGGAUCCGGCGGUUGAUUACAGAGCAUCCGGUGAUCAUAUUCAGCCGCUCCUCUUGCAGCAUGUGCCACGUCAUGAAGACUCUCCUCGCCAUCAUCGGCGUCCAUCCUACAGUCAUCGAGCUUAAUGAUCACGACGAAAUCGCCGCCGUUCCUUCUUCGUCUUUUGUUCGGGAUAGUUCGGCGCCGGCGGUUUUCAUCGGCGGGGCUAGCUUCGGCGGCUUGGAGACUCUGGUCGCUCUCCAUCUUAGCGGCCAUCUCGUUCCUAAACUUAUCGAAGUUGGAGCUCUCACGGUGGGACACGUGCAGUGCUAAAAGUGGAGAAUCAGGAAUGAUGGUCAUGCAGAUGCGCUACACAUGAUUUCUGCCUCUGUCCAAUUGGUGGGGUACUCUUGUAAUUAUUGGCAAAUUCUCUGGUCGCCACCGUAUAACCUGUGGGUUUCGUCGUAGACUAAAUAUUCUCUUAUUCCUCCNAAAAAA
This is a messenger RNA of Cucurbita pepo subsp. pepo (vegetable marrow), 665 nucleotides long. RefSeq names its product glutaredoxin-C6. The record is from RefSeq and is a predicted model, not a curated record. Lineage: Eukaryota; Viridiplantae; Streptophyta; Magnoliopsida; Cucurbitales; Cucurbitaceae.